This is a messenger RNA of Lymnaea stagnalis (great pond snail), 741 nucleotides long. Lineage: Eukaryota; Metazoa; Mollusca; Gastropoda; Lymnaeidae. The record is from the annotation of a GenBank genome assembly.
UUUGAGUGUGAUCAAUGUCUUUAUGAAACAUCCAAAUUUUUGCAGUUAGUUGAGCACAAACGACGUAUCCACUUAACAAAAACAUUUACAUGUGAAAUUUGCUUUAAAGAAUUUGGAUACCGGAAAGAUUUACGCCGUCAUAUGAUAUGCCAUUCAAAAGCUGAAAAUUGUUGUAAUAUAUGUGGCAAAAUGUACAAGGAUGUGAAAAGGCUGACUGAUCAUAAGAAGAUUCAUACAGAAGGCUACAUAAAACCUCAAUUCUCUUGUAAAUUUUGUUCUAAAUCUUUCAGCACAAAAUAUGUCCUGGCUUACCAUAUAAAAUCGAAUCACUUGGGAAUGAAACGUUCUUACAUUUGCCCUACAUGUGGUAAAAGCUUUUCCCAAAAAAGCUCUUACCUCCAGCAUGCUAAUGUUCAUAUGGGAAUACGGCCUUACUCAUGUGAAGAGUGUGGAAAGACAUUCUCUUAUGUGAAAUCAUUGAAAGAGCACAGGUUUAUGCACAAGGAUGAAAGAGUGUUUACAUGUAAUAUUUGUGAAAAAUCAUUUCAGCAAGCAUCGGGCUUAGCUAUUCAUGCUAAAGUUCACAAAGCCACAAAAGAUUAUGUGUGUUCAAUGUGUGGUAAAGGUUUCAGUCAAAGACAAGCAAUGGUACGACAUGAGCGGAUUCAUGCUGGAGAAAAACCCUAUGAAUGUGGUAUGUGCCGCAGAGCAUUCGCUGACUCAUCUGUUCUUCGUAGACAC